UCUGGAACUGAUUUUUCUACUUCUGCUCAGCUUGUUCUGAAACUAACUGUUCUUCAAGGACUCGCGGAGCCUAGUCUGAGAAAAUUAAAAAGACCAGUGGAGGGUUUGGCUGAACAGCUAUUACAUUCCCAUUCAGAAAUAAUAAUUCUAAUUCCUUGUUCUCAGUU
Molecule: messenger RNA, 167 nt
Organism: Dentiscutata erythropus
Lineage: Eukaryota; Fungi; Glomeromycota; Glomeromycetes; Diversisporales; Gigasporaceae
Source: the annotation of a GenBank genome assembly